Messenger RNA from Fomitopsis serialis, 357 nucleotides. RefSeq lists its product as uncharacterized. NCBI's taxonomy places the organism in Eukaryota, Fungi, Basidiomycota, Agaricomycetes, Polyporales, Fomitopsidaceae. The annotation marks the transcript as partial. The record is from RefSeq and is a predicted model, not a curated record. The transcript has 2 exons.
CGUACCCUCUCUGGGCAGUCGCUCAUCGUGGGCUCAGGCUUCGCGUCGAUGAAGUCGCUCACGUUGCGCAUCGAAGGCGAAGACGACGUUGAGGCCGCGCAAGGUACGCCGGCGGGGCGGGCGGUUGCAGGCGUGCUAGAGGACGGGCGGAGCCCCGGCGGGAGCGUCUACCUGCACCCAUCGAGGUUCUUACCUGGUGCGGUGGGGAGGAGGCAAAGCUGUCCCACAACUUCACACAAUCGAAGGGCAGGAAUAUGCUUUCGGCAGCCGUGCAAACGAGAGACUCGCCCUCCCGCUAAAAACAGACAGACCUUUGCAUUUUCUUUCAACGCGUAUUACGUCCCGCCCUCUGAGCAU